This is a messenger RNA of Sparassis crispa, 1911 nucleotides long. RefSeq lists its product as hypothetical. The coding region runs from base 1 to 1911 and encodes 636 amino acids. The record is from RefSeq and is a predicted model, not a curated record. NCBI's taxonomy places the organism in Eukaryota, Fungi, Basidiomycota, Agaricomycetes, Polyporales, Sparassidaceae. The transcript has a single exon.
AUGACUCUCAAAUCUGAAAAUCACAAAAUAAAGAACGAAUUCAGUGAUCUCUUUCCCGAUGACAUUCCACACCUCGACGAGCUUCCUACAGAUGUCUACCAUCAUUUCGUCCUCAAGGACCCCAAUAUGUUCAUCCAGCGCUGUCAGUACGACUGCCCGAAGAAAUAUCGAGAGGCAUGGAAACAACUUCUUGAUGGACACCUUCGCGCAGGCCAAAUGCGCCCCUCUGAUAGCCUAUAUGCCUCACCCGCCUUUCUUAUUCCCAAAGCUGAUUCUACAGCCCUUCCCCGUUGGGUUAACAACUAUCGUGCACUUAACGCGAACAUCGUCCCAGACAUGCACCCCCUCCCUCUCAUCAGUGAUAUCCUUGCUGACUGCGCCAAGGGUAAGAUCUGGGGUAAGAUCGAUAUGACCAACUCCUUCUUCCAGACCCGCGUUCAUCCCGACGAUGUAAAAUACACCGCUGUGACUACUCCCUUUGGACUGUACAAAUGGCUGGUAAUGCCACAAGGUUGCCGGAAUGUGCCCUCUACCCACCAGCGAUGGAUGUUUGGCGCACUCCACCCAUUGAUCAGUAAGAUCUGCCACGUAUACCUUGAUGACAUCAUCAUUUGGUCGCAGACUCUCGAGGAACACAUUUGUAAUGUGCGCACAGUCCUUGAGACACUCCACGCACACCACAUGUACUGCUCCGAUAAGAAAACCUCACUUUUCCUCAUGGAGCUCUCCUUCCUAGGUCACGUCAUAUCACAGAAUGGCAUACAGCCAGACCCACAGAAUGUUGAGAAAAUCCUGAACUGGUCUGUGCCACGCAGCACGUCCCAGGUUUGGGCUUUCCUCAGGCUCGUCUGCUACAUAGCACCGUUCCUCCCCAAACUUGCUGACUUCAUGCACGUUCUCAACCCUCUCACUACUAAGGAUGCUGAACUCAAUUUUCCAAUGUGGACGGAUAGCCACCAAGCAGCCUUCGACAGUAUUAAGAAGCUUGUCUGUAGCCGCAAAGUUCUCACCUCCAUCGAUCACGAUAACAUGGGUAACAAUAGAAUCUUUGUAUCUUGCGAUGCCAGCAACUUCCGCACAGGUGCGCUUCUUUCGUACGGUGAAACAUUGGAGACCGCUCGCCCAGUAGCCUUCAAGAGCUACACCCUCAAAGGUGCAGAGCUUAACUACCCAGUGCAUGAGAAAGAACUUCUUGUGAUCAUGCGUGCACUUAAAAAGUGGCAUGUCGACUUGCUUGGUGUUCCCUUUACCGUCUACACUGAUCACCGUACUCUGGAGAAUUUCUUCCGCCAAAAGGAACUCUCCAGGAGACAAGCCCACUGGCAAGAAUUCCUCGCGCAGUACAACUUUGACAUCAAAUAUAUCAAAGGUGAGGAAAACAUCACUGCGGACGUCCUCUCGCGCAUAUCUGCCGACACCGUCAUUAUCGACCCUUCUGCAUGUGUCACUGUCUCACUCAUACACAUCAUGACACGAUCGCUCUGUGACAUUCCAGAAUCUAUUAUCGCUUUCGCCUCCACCGCCAGCCAGUUAUUGAUUACCGCAGAUCCUGCAUGGCUCUCGGCGCUGCACACGGGAUAUGUCCAAGACAAGUGGUGUCAAAAAUUACGCUCCACAUCUGGAUCCCUCGGUGUGCGUGAACAGGAUGGCCUCCUGUACAUUGGCAACAGACUUGUCAUUCCCCGAGUACCAGAGCUGUGUGAGGCCAUCUUCCACCUUGCGCAUGACUCACUUGGUCACUUUGGCUUUGACAAAUCGUAUGCCGCAAUUUGCGAUGCCUACUACUGGCCUAACAUGCGCACAGAACUCGAACGCAUGUAUGUUCCGGCGUGCAAAGACUGCCAGCGCAAUAAGUCGCCAACCCAUAAACUGCAUGGCCCACUACAUCCUCUACCAAUACCAGACGGAUGA